Molecule: messenger RNA, 1158 nt
Organism: Colletotrichum chrysophilum
Lineage: Eukaryota; Fungi; Ascomycota; Sordariomycetes; Glomerellales; Glomerellaceae
Exons: 5
Coding region: 1-1158 (385 amino acids)
Molecular function (GO): oxidoreductase activity
Source: RefSeq, a predicted model, not a curated record
AUGCGUUCCAUCAACAUCGUGGCUGCGGCUGUUGGGCUGCUGAGCGCACCGGCUCUUGCUUCUCCCAUCGAGACGCGCGAUGUUCUUUCUGGCCUGCAGAUCCGGGCGAUGGACGCCCUCAAGGCAGCCAACCCAGGAAUGAUGAACAAGCGCAGCAGCUGCAACAUUUUCAACGCACGCUAUCGCCGGGAUUGGGAGGCAUUCUCUGAGAAGGAGAAGAAAGCGUACAUCAGUGCUGUCCAGUGCAUGUUGACGUCGCCCUCGAAGUCAGACCCGGAGUUUGCCCCGGGCGCCCGUAACCGUUAUGAUGACUUUGUUGCUGUGCAUAUCAACCAGACUACCACCAUCCACGGCACCGGAAACUUCCUGACGUGGCAUCGGUAUUUCACCUGGGCUUAUGAGGAGGCUCUGAGAAACGAGUGUGGCUACCAGGGCUCUCAACCUUACUGGAACUGGCUCAAGUACCAAGAUGAUUUGACCAAGUCUCCAAUCUUCGAUGGUAGCGACACGAGUCUCAGUGGCGACGGUGCCUUCGUGCAGCAUAAUGGCAGUCUCAGCGGUGCCGGCGCCAUCUGGUUGCCUUCCGGUAAGGGCGGUGGCUGCGUAGAGAGUGGUCCCUUCGUCAACAUGACAGUCAACCUUGGACCUGUGAACCCUGGUAUGGAUGGCAUGGAGGCCAGUCCCGCAGGCAGACUCGGCCACAACCCUCGAUGCCUGAAGCGUGACCUCAGUUCCUAUACCAUGACGAACUGGAUGACGAACGAGAACAUGGCCAACAUCACUAUCGGAGCUGCUUCCCGCAACAUCGAGCUUUUCCAAAACGAACUCCAGGGACGGUUUGCAGACGGCUUUCUCGGCAUGCACGCCGCAGGCCACUUUUCCGUCAAUGGAGAGGCGAGCGAUCUGUACUCGUCACCCGUUGACCCUUCGUUCUUCCUUCACCAUGCGAUGGUCGACCGUGUGUACUGGCUGUGGCAAGCUCUGCACCUAUGGAACGCUUUUGAGGUUGCUGGCACAAUUACGAUCAACAACAGACCCGCGAGUCGGAACACAACCGUGGAAGAUGUUCUCUACCUUGGAGUCUUGGCAGAGAACCGCACCAUCAGCGAGCUGAUGAACACGAUUGGCGGAUCGCCACUUUGCUACGUCUACGCCUAA